This is a messenger RNA of Saprolegnia parasitica CBS 223.65, 741 nucleotides long. Its product is annotated as TKL protein kinase. The coding region runs from base 1 to 741 and encodes 246 amino acids. The record is from RefSeq and is a predicted model, not a curated record. The transcript is spliced from 2 exons. Gene Ontology annotation, biological process: protein phosphorylation. Gene Ontology annotation, molecular function: ATP binding; protein kinase activity. NCBI's taxonomy places the organism in Eukaryota, Oomycota, Saprolegniomycetes, Saprolegniales, Saprolegniaceae.
AUGACGCGGUAUACAUCGCGCGGUUUCUUCCAAAUCGUGCAGAGCCCGUACGUGGUGCGCGUGGUUGGCAUUAGCUACGUGCGUCUUCUCGACGUCGAGCUCGUCCUCGAGUACAUGGACAAGGGCGACCUGCAGCACCAUUUGGAGGCGACGCGAUCCAACGCAACGCUGCUCUUUCCGUGGCCGCAAAAGAUUGCGGUUGCCAAAGACAUUGCGAAAGGCCUCUUGGCGCUGCACAUGGCUGGCAUCGUCCACCGCGACCUCAAGUCCCGCAACGUUCUCUUCAACCACGCAAUGCAGGCAAAAGUCUCGGACUUUGGCGUCGCGCGCCAAGCCACAACCGCUACGAUGACCAUGGGUGUCGGCAGCUACCGCUGGACCGCCCCCGAAGUCUUGGAAGGCAAGCGCUAUGGGGUUGCCGCCGACGUCUACUCGUUCGGCAUGAUCCUCUCCGAGUUGGAUACGCACCACGUGCCGUACUAUGACCUCCAGCAGCCGCUCCAAUCGCUGCGCGACUUUGUGCUCUUGCGCGACCGGCCGGCCGCGCAGCAGCUUGUUAAUGUUUCGGACGGCGUGCUCAUGGAGCGCGUCAUGAGCGGCGGCGUCGAGCCCAGCUUCAGCACGAGCUGCCCCGACGUCGUCUACAACCUCGCGAUCCAGUGCAUCGCGUUCGAUCCGGCGGCGCGCCCCAAGGCCAAGGACAUCGUUCGGUACCUGCGGGACGCACUGCGACAGUGUUAG